UUGCUAGCUGCAAGUUCAACCGGGAUGAGAGAGGGAACAGCCAGGUUCUUUAUUUUCAGCCUCCCAGGUCAGAAGAGUCAUGCGGACGGCAGGAGUAUCUGUAGCUGAGAGUUUUGGUGCUUCGUGGUCGGGUUUCGGUGGAGCAGAGACGACGCCCCGACUGCUGGAUUAGCCAGGAGCCGCCGCCAUUACCAGUCGACGCUAGCUAGCUAGCUAUUAGCACCAACGAAGGCCUUCAGGGCCUGGGGCAAUGCAUUCACUGGCUCAGGAAAUUCAGGGCUUCUCCAAAAACCUCCUGAAGAAGCAGUCCACACGCGUCACCACGGUGACGGGCAGGAAGUUGCUGGAAAAGAGGUGUGAUGGAGCAGAGGGUGAGGUGGAGCAGGUGGAGGAGCUGGAAGAGGAAAGCGGGUGUGGAUUUGUAGAAGAUACUAGCCUUGAUCUUCAAGUCGGGGUAGUCAGACCCUUUCUGCUGCUAGCCUCUCAGGAUGCAGCCCACGACAUCGACACCAUGCAGAGAUUUAAGGUGUCCCAUGUGCUAAACGUGGCCUAUGGAGUCACCAACCUGUUUCCAGAUCAGGUGGUCUAUAAGACGCUUCAGAUCCUGGACCUUCCAGAGACUGACCUCUCGUCUCAUCUGGAGGAAUGCAGCUCCUUUAUAGACCAGGCCAAAAAGCAGGGCGGAGUGGUGAUGGUCCACUGUAAUGCAGGAAACGGUGGGCUCUCCCCAGGUGGUCUGCACCGAGUACGAACGAACCCGCAGCUACGGCUGUUCGUCUACGGAAAGCCAUCCAGCUCAAAUAUAUGUGACUUUCAACACAUCAUAAUCAAACCAGAUGAGUUCUGGACCAGAGAUCCAACCCAACUCUCCAGUCGGUUCAGUAACACGUCAUGGUCAACAGUGAGGUCCAACAGAACCAGCUCUGUGGUUCUUACACCCUUCUUCUGAUUUUCCCUCACAGGUGUGUAGAUGUGCGUUUAGGUGCUGCCUUAAAAUGUGCCUGUAUUUAAAUCAAACGUUGUGAUUUCAUUCAAUAAAACCAUGGCAUCUGGGUUUUUUCAUAGCUUCAACAUAGUGCAAUUUGAACAAAAUCAUUAACAAAUAUUAAAAACUAUUGCUAAUUUUAACUCAUCUACAAUAAGAAAAUUGAGUAUGCUCUCAUUGAACUUUGAUAUAUUUCAAUUCAAUUAAACUUAAAAUUAAAAAAAUACCUUAUUGAUCCCAAAGGGUAAUUAGAGGAUUUGUUCCUACAACACUGAUAAUCAACUGUAGCACUUUCUAAAAUAACAAUCCUGGUCUGUUUGGAGUUAGUUAACUAAUUUUCAGUUUGUCUCACUCUUUUGCAGGCACUUACAUAUAAAGAUCUGUAAAGAGCCCUGAGAUGACAUUUUGUUGUAAAAUGGUGCUAAAAUUGAAUUGACCCUUUUUCACCCGGAGUAUCACACCGGUCUUCAACGACACGUCUAAAACUAUUGGUCUCCCAACAGCCCAAGUCUUUUUCUACUUCAAUACAGAAGAUUCUCUGUUUUUUAAGCCAUUUUUUAAAACUGAGAUGUUAUCAUUUAUCAACUCCUGGUUCCCUGUCAUCAGGUCACAGACUUUAAUCUCUUUUACCCCCUUUCCUUUUCAGUUUGGGUUUGGGCUUUUAACAUCACCGAAACUGAGAAAUGUAUAAAAACAUCCAUAAUCAAGUCUGGGGACAUUGUCAAGAGUUGCCAAAGAGAGAUGAUUUUGUGUUUGGAACACAAGUGCAAGGCGUAUUACACUUCUUACAGAUAUUAUGGCUGAAAUAUGUAUAUAUCUCAUGUAAAUUCAUGCUUUUUAAUGUGUGAACAAACUUCUUUACAUUGAUUUUAAUUGUAUUUCUUAUUUAAUGGAAACACACCAAUUGCGGAAUUGUGUAUAUUUUUGCACAUUAGCAGAGUAUCAAAAAGGUUUUGUGCAUAUUUGUAAUGGAAACUCAUGUACUGAUGAAACAGGAAGACUCAGCACACUCUACCUGCCAAGACGUUCCUGAAGACAUUGUUUUGAGUCCAUGGUGGCGUCAGCCAUAUUCCUUGGGCAGCAUGUUAGCUUUGUGCUAACAUGCCACAGUUUGAAGAUACUUCAGUUUACCUUUAACUUGCUGCUGGUACAUAUGAAUUCCUCCACAGUGAGAAAAUACAGGACUUUCUGUUUUAUUCUACUCUAAACUCCAUCUUCCAUACUAACACAACAUGCUAUUAAGACCCUCGAGUAGUCACUUCUAACGUACAUGCUAAUACUCAAUGCUAAUACACAUGUAGUCUGUAUCCAGGACGCAGAUGCAGUCAAACGCUCCUUCAUUUGGCUCAGACACAGAGAAAAAGCCAGAAGUUAACCAGACUAGUUAACCUCCUAACUAAACAGGAGGAUCGCUGGAAUAGAGUGGUUAUUGAUUUGAUGUGAUGUGAGGACAUCAACGGGCUUCUUGUACUGAAAGAGAACACAGAAAGUAAAAGAUCAAUUUUGUGCUGACAGCAAACAAGCGCGUUCCCCUCAGUGCUCCGGCUGUUUACUUCCUGUACAAGCUCCAUGCUUUCUCUCCAGGCCCCUCCAGUCUUCUGAUCAAGGUUUUCUACUGAAAACAUCUGAGUACAUCUGAAAACUGUACUGAGUUCACAGCAGCCUGUCUCUGAAGAGCAGGAAUGCUGUAACUUUGGACUGUUCCAAAUCUCACCUGUAGACUACCUCUUCUCUAAGUUAUUUUCUCUUUGACCAGUAAAAUUUUCAUCUUAUUUUUCUUUCGGCUUUCAUUUUAUUUUUAACCCCCUAUUAGGUCUAAAGGACUUCAAGUUAUAUGUUUUGAAAAGUGCUCAGGAACUAAACCUUUACUUAUUUACUUUCUUAUAAAGCUCAUCUCAUAGGUGAACACACACAAUGUUACAUUAUGAUGUACAGUAUCAUUUUCCCUCAGGUUUUGGAUGUGAUUGUGAGUUUCUCUAAACUUGCUGACCUUGGAUAUUUUGGUGAGUCUGCAGCUGUAGAAUCUAUUUAUCAUGCACAGACUGAAAACCUGCAGUGGAAUUAUUAUUUUUUAACAGCAGCAGUUUUGAUUGCAUCAUGAUGUUUUAUUCAAUGCUGUGAAACUAACUGUCCCUUGAAUAAUUUUGAUUCUUCUUCUUUGUUGUUAUUACAGAUUUUAUGUUUACAUGUACAUUUGAAAGGCUGUGUUUUUCUUUACGGACCUUUGAGUAUUUUGCAGGCCAAAUGUAAAAACCUGUGUUUGCCUGGCGACAUGGUAGUCAGUCAAGGGUUAAUUUCAGUGCUGCAAACACAUCAUCUACUCCUAGAGUCCAUGACUGAUUGUUUGACAUCCACAACAUGGCAGCAAGCCAUGAAGGGAGAAACACUUUUUGAAGCUUGGCCACUCUUUGACAUGUCAGGACAGAAAGUCAGAAACAGAAGAGGAUCAACUUCCAACCGAGCGGUGUGUGCCAUCAUCGCAACACACUGAUCACCAGGGCCCAGUGUGGGAAAGUCCACAGGAUUUGGUUUUCUCAUUAAUUGCUUAUUCAUUUAACUGUAUUGAUGCUCACUUCCAGUCAUUUGCUAAAAUCCUUUUCUUUUCUUUGCGCUGCCGUUCAUACUACUAAUUAAAUGCGAUUGCAAUCAGACUCCUGUGUGAAUGGUUUACGACUCCAAAGUGACCAGCAGGUGCAGAAAAGUGUUGAUGUCAGACAGCAGCAAACUAUUUAUGAAAGUAAUAAUGGCCGCCGCCGUCUAUUGAUGAAUUUUAGAGUCGUUGGUCAAUGGCAGCCAACAUGAUCAGAACACAAAAGAAGCAAAAACCGAUAGCAAUGGCCUUUAGUGGAACAGUGACUGUAACUUCACUGCUUCACUGACACGGGCUUCUUUCAGAAUUUCAUAAUCAUAAUUUUCAGCCAUUGUUUAUAUCUGGCUUCCUCUGGCACAGAAUUAUGACGAACGUCUCAUGUCACCGUCGUAAAAGUCAGAAGAAAUGCAACAUGUCUGUCCAACCUUCUUCCUUCUCUCCUGUAUCAGAUGGUAAUCAGGAAUGUGUGUUGAACACAGAUUGACCAGCGUGUCCUGGGUCUUCCCCGGGGCCUCCUCCCGGUGGGACGUACCGGAACACCUCACCAGGGAG
Xiphophorus maculatus (southern platyfish) is the source of this 4127-nucleotide messenger RNA. Its product is annotated as dual specificity protein phosphatase 19-like. Gene Ontology annotation, cellular component: cytoplasm. The transcript has 7 exons. Gene Ontology annotation, biological process: protein dephosphorylation; regulation of MAP kinase activity. The record is from RefSeq and is a predicted model, not a curated record. Gene Ontology annotation, molecular function: JUN kinase phosphatase activity. Bases 251 to 949 code for a protein of 232 amino acids. NCBI's taxonomy places the organism in Eukaryota, Metazoa, Chordata, Actinopteri, Cyprinodontiformes, Poeciliidae.